This is a messenger RNA of Caenorhabditis briggsae, 1188 nucleotides long. It is a transcript of the gene Cbr-srb-3, whose product is annotated as Protein CBR-SRB-3. The record is from RefSeq and is a predicted model, not a curated record. Gene Ontology annotation, biological process: sensory perception of chemical stimulus. Gene Ontology annotation, molecular function: transmembrane signaling receptor activity. Lineage: Eukaryota; Metazoa; Nematoda; Chromadorea; Rhabditida; Rhabditidae. The transcript has 6 exons. Gene Ontology annotation, cellular component: membrane. The coding region runs from base 1 to 1188 and encodes 395 amino acids.
AUGUUGCAUCCAUGCCUUGCUUGUCCAAAGACCUUCAUCAACCAUCAGGACUACCACAACCACUCGAAAACUCAUCAAACUCCAUUCAAAUGCCCCGAAUGCUCCAAAACAUUCUCGUAUCGUGCGACUCUGAAAAAGCACUUGCUUAUUCAUACAAACGAGAAAAACUUUGUUUGUAAGGUCUGCUACAAGGCGAUGAACCGAAAGGAGAAUAUGAAGAGGCACUACGAAACAGUUCACAAACUGAAGGAAAGAGAGUUCGAAUUGGAAAACACCGCAGAUCUCCAAAAGUUUUUCCGUGAGCAAUUGAAAAGAGCCAUGGGAAACUUGGCUCCCGUUGCUCCCACUGUGAAGCCAUCUCCAACCACCGUAGCUCGUCAAACUGCUAAAUCAAAUGGGUUCGAGAACAAGGGAUAUCACACUUUUGUUCCAUUUUUUGCACCUUCAAAGUGUAGUUUGAUGAUAGAUCCUAUUUUGUUUAAAUGGUGUCAUACGUUUGCGAUGAGUCUUUUGACCAUUUCAAUGUUACUCCCGAUAGGGUUCUCAAUUGAACGAUUUAUCGCUUUGUUGAUGGCAGAGAAGUAUGAAAAUAUUGCGUUGGACUUGACCAUUGUUAAAUUCGUUUAUCAAAAUGAAAAGUUCUCUGAUACCUUCUUGUCAUUUGUUUUGACUCCAACAGCCUCUGCAUCACAAGUCAACAUCUAUUUUUCUUCUCUGCUCGCUGUAAAACUUUUCAAUUUAGUCUGUAAUUGUAUUCUUAUCAAAAUACAUAUGAGGAUCAAAAAAAGAUACUACCGACGCACGCAUUCUCUAUCACUUCGUUAUGAAUUGGAAGAAAUAGUACAAUCUUCAAAAUUCACACUAAUUAUCAGUUUUUUUCAUUUAGUAUUUUUUGGAUGGUAUCUAACUGUAACAAUUACUGUCAGAUUUCUUGGCGAAUCUUUUCUUGGUGGAUUCUUAAAUUAUACAGUGUUUAGAGGAAUGUACUGUACCGUACCGACAUACAGUUUGGUUAUAGUCUUGGUCGGAUUCAAAUCAUUGCGUCAUUUGAAUAUUCAAAGGCACAACAAAGUGCAGUCGACAGUUCAAAUCAAAUCAACAGGGAGAGAAGGAGCAACGAACUAUGACAAUGCAAUUUCUAAUUAUUGGGAUUCUGUUUCUCAUGGAUUAGAUAGAAUGAAUCGUUGA